AACGAUUUUUUGCUACACCACAGAGACUGUCUACAUAACUAGGGAGUUCGAGAGAGAGUUUGAAUCUAGUGGUUGGAUCACGAAGGAUGUUGGGCGACGCAGACUUCGACCUGCUACGUGAGGCUACAGAUGCACCAAGAAAGGAGUGCACUUCCGCGUGUCUCCUGAUUACAAGAACGACCAUUUUAGGUUCCUUCUACAUCUGGGGCUCUAGGAACCAUGUU
This is a messenger RNA of Geodia barretti, 224 nucleotides long. The record is from the annotation of a GenBank genome assembly. NCBI's taxonomy places the organism in Eukaryota, Metazoa, Porifera, Demospongiae, Tetractinellida, Geodiidae.